AUGAUAUUUUUACAACUAUGCAAGUCGACACAAGACACAAGUUCCAAACAUACUAUCAUACCUUAUGGUCUGGCUAAAAUACUUGGUAUUAGAGAUGUUAAGAAAUCCGAGUUACAACUUCCCGCUUAUGACGGAAAUUUAAUUAAGAUCAUCGGCAUCACACAAGUUAAAGGGACUUAUGAAGGUAUCUCAAAAUAUUUACAAGCGGUAGUCGUUGAAUCAAGGAAAAAUACCUUGUUGGGACGUACAUGGAUCAACGCUUUCAAAAAUAUUUUAAAUAAAUUUAUAGCAAAUAUUGACACUAAUUACAAAGAUGAAGUAAAAAGAUUGAUUAUAGAGUGUGAAUCCAAAUUGACUAAUGGGCCAAUCAACAAAGCAAGUGUCAAUUUACAUUUAAGAAGAGAUGCCCAACCUAAAAUUAUACCGCCUAGAUGUAUUCCUUAUUCAAAAAUUGAUCUUGUGAGCAAUGAACUUAAAAAAUGGAUACAUGAUAAAAUUUUUGAGCCGGUUCCGAUAGAUAAAAGUUGCAGAAAUAUUUUAACUAUAUAUACGCAUUACCGAUUUACUAGACUUCCUUUUGGGCUUACCUCAUCUGCAAUCUUCCAACAGAUCAUGGACCAAAUCUUCGGUGACAUGGAAGACGUCAUAUUUUAUAUUGAUAAUUUACCUGCUGAAUUAUCAACAUUUCUGGGAAUGGCUGGCUACUAUAGAAAAUUUUUGAACAAUUUUGCAGAAAUAGCCGAUCCUCUAUAUAGAAUUGUCAACAACGAAAAAUGGGCUUGGAACUUAGAACACUUUAAAAGUUUUAAUGAUCUUAAGAAGUUGAUUAGUCUUCCACCUGCUUUGACAUAUUUUAACCCUGAAUUACCUAUAGGGAUAGCCACUGACACAUCUAAAUGUGGUUUAGGAGCUGUAUUAUUUCAUACUGAAAAAGACGGUAAAGAAAAACCUAUAGCUUUCGCGUCAAGAAUUUUAUUAAAAUCCGAAAUGAACUAUACCAAUAUUGAGCGUGAGGCUCUCGCUAUUAUGCUCGAAAUAAAGAGGUUCCAGGAAUAUUUAAUCGGCACAAAAUUUACAAUUAUUACUGACCAUAAACCUCUAGUUCACAUCUUUACCAAGGGUCUUAAGGAUAAUAGUACCAUGUCCUUAAGACUCCAGAAGUGGAAUAUAACCUUAGGAGGAUAUGAUUUUAACAUAAAGUAUAAAGCCGGUAAAUAUAAUGUUGUUCCUGAUUGUCUCUCGAGAUUGCCACAAGAAUGUCAUGAUGAAGUUGUUGAAAAUAUCACUAUAAUAAAUGACUAUGGGGAUUUACCUAUCAAUUUAAUCAAAUUCGUGAUGAAACUUUGA
This is a messenger RNA of Gordionus sp. m RMFG-2023, 1347 nucleotides long. RefSeq lists its product as uncharacterized. The record is from RefSeq and is a predicted model, not a curated record. The transcript is spliced from 3 exons. The coding region runs from base 1 to 1347 and encodes 448 amino acids. NCBI's taxonomy places the organism in Eukaryota, Metazoa, Nematomorpha, Gordioida, Chordodea, Parachordodidae.